UACUUCAUACCAAGAGAGAGUAACCCUUUUCUGCUGAAACCCCUUCCUUUGAUUGUCCAACAUCAACAAUGGCUUCUUGUUUCAACCACUACCUCAAAUUUCCCAACCACCGUCGCUAUUCCAAAUCCCAAAUGUGCCUCUUCAAAAUUAUCCACAUUAUUUCAUCCAUCCCUCCCUCCAAACAACAACCUUUUCCCAACAACAACAACAAAGGUAGUAGUUUCGAUUUAAAUCUCAGAUUCUGUUCCAUCACAAAAAGUGAAGAAUCCGAGAUUGAUCAACACAACAACGAAGGAAGAGAAAUAGAGAAACCGAAAUUUGAAGAAGAGGUGUUUGAGGCCGAUGACGUGGCGAAAACGACGUCGUUUCGAGGUGGAAAUAGUAACUGUUUGGAUUUACUUAUCGAAGCGGCGAGAGUGUUAUCUGAAAAAAACGAGUUUGACUCGGAGGAAGAAAGAGAAAUCGGGGACGAGUUGAUGACGAGUCGUGGAGAACGGGUUAAGAAAAAGAAAGAGAGGUUGGUGGUUGUGAGAGAACCGGUGGUUCGGUCUAAGAGAGGAAGGAACCAAGUGUUACCGUGCCGGUUUAGAGACUCGGUGGUUGAACCGUUGAAACGCACGGGACCGAACCGGAGAAUGUCGUCGAAUGCUAAAGCGAGUAAACGACUACUUCGCUAGGCAUAGUUGCUGGGACAGAUUUCGUUUUGUAUAAGGCUAUGGAACUGGCUUAUUGCUCAUUGUUAGGUAGAAUAUUUAUUUGGUUAUUUCA
This is a messenger RNA of Cicer arietinum (chickpea), 768 nucleotides long. RefSeq lists its product as uncharacterized. The record is from RefSeq and is a predicted model, not a curated record. NCBI's taxonomy places the organism in Eukaryota, Viridiplantae, Streptophyta, Magnoliopsida, Fabales, Fabaceae.